UAACGUCUCCGUCAGAGACCCUCCUCCACCCGCCGGAACAACACACCAAACUUCCACAAAACACUUUACUUAUUCUUUAAUUUGAUUUACAAGCGUCCAUUAGCAGGAGGAAGUUGCAGGAGUGUGAUGGGUUAACGGCGGAAGGCCUCACCUGUCGUGCGCGUCACCUGCGCGUCACCCGCGGUCCCUGAGGAGCAGCCUCCCCGGCUCGGUCACAUCCUCCCGCCCCGCCGCUCCAUCACCACCACCACCACCAGUAGCACCAGCACCACCAGAACCAGUGCUUCUCACACCCAGAGGAAGACCGGAGGAGGAACGGGAGUAGACACACGGAGGAACCAUGAAGGACCGCAUGCUAGAACUUCGACACGGGAAGGAGACGACAGAGGAAGAGGAUGAAGUCGCCGUGGGAAUGGAGAAAGGCUUUAUGGACGAAUUCUUUGAACAGGUGGAAGAAAUCCGGGGUUUUAUCGAGUCUCUGGCAGAGAAAGUUGAAGAGGUCAAGAGGAAGCACAGCGCCAUCCUCGCCUCACCUAACCCCGAUGAGAAAACUAAGGCUGAGCUGGAGGAUUUAAUGGCUGACAUCAAGAAGUUGGCCAACAAAGUACGAUCCAAAUUAAAGAGUAUCCAGAACACCAUCGAGCAAGAGGAAGGACAGAACAGGUCAUCAGCUGACCUGAGGAUACGUAAAACACAGCACUCCACACUGUCCCGCAAGUUUGUCGAGGUGAUGUCCGAAUACAACACCACGCAGUCGGACUACAGGGAGCGCUGCAAGGGACGCAUCCAGAGGCAGCUGGAGAUCACUGGGAGAAAUACAACCAAUGAGGAGCUGGAGAGCAUGUUGGAGAGUGACAACCCAGCUAUCUUCACUUCAGGGAUCAUUAUGGACAACAUCACGCAGCAAGCGAUGAACGAGAUCGAGACGCGGCACACUGAGAUCAUCAAGCUGGAGAACAGUAUUAGAGAGCUUCACGACAUGUUCAUGGAUAUGGCCAUGCUGGUGGAGAGUCAGGGUGAGUUGGUGAACAACAUUGAGCAGAGCGUGCUCGGCGCUCAGGAGUAUGUGGAGCAGGCGAAGGACAGAAUCCCAAAAUGCAAAAAGUUGAAAAAGACAAGCAGCCGGGUACUGGCUGGGUGUCCUGUAAUAAGCUCUGGUGGAAUGAUGCCUGAGAACAAGAGUCUCCCUACCUCUCAGACAAGCCUAUGAGACCCAGCUUCACCUCAACCCCUUCACUUAACGUGUAUUCAUUUCUCCUCAACUUCCAACAUCAAUUUCCAUUCAAACCUUUUAAUCACUUAUGGUUGGGGCGUAGCCCUUACGGGAGAAAGAUUGGUGUAACUGUAAAGACUGGAUGAGAAUACCUCCUCUGCAGGCCUGGAUGAUGAGGAUUUUAGUUUUGUUCAACAGAGCCGGACAUUUCUCUGGACCCAAGUGUUUAUAAAUGUUGUCGAUGGGGAACUCAUCCGAGUCCGAUUUUGAGUUUUCAACACCUAGGAUAUUUCCCAGUUCCCCGUGAGACAUGAUAACCACCAUCACGCUGUCUGUCCCUCGGAGUUUUGGAUGUUUAGAGAACCUGAUUACAGCAUUAUCGAUGGCCUGUGAGAAGAAAUUAGAAAGAGUUAGGUUUCAUUUACUUGUCAACCAGGAAAAAGAUAUGUAUUCCACUUUUCAUCGUGACGCACCUUUGCAGUGAGGUUUGUGUAUUUCACCACCUCGUAUCCCAGACCUGUGAGAAGUUUCUCUGCGUUCUCCUCGUCUUUCUCAGCUCCAUGUCUGUCUAAUUCCUCAAGCGUGAACUUUAUAUUGGUGAUAAGCAGCGCCACACGAUUCCUAUAGUUAUCUUUGGUCACAGGGUAAAUCUGAAAGGAAGAGUUUAAAGGAUAUUGUCGUCUUAUAUGUAAAUUGAACAAAAAUGUACCAUGUCUACAAUGAAAACUUUCACAAGAUACAUUUUAGAAAACAAUUUUGAGGUAAACUGAGAUGCAAACUAACUCAAUAAAAUAUCCCAUUGUUUCCACUAGAUAGUAAAUAGCAAUAGGGUAAUUCUAUCAAUUAAGCCACAUUUAUAUGACUUUAAUGAGAGACUGACAUCUUUCUCGUUCUGUUUAUUCCUCCAGAAAUCCUUAGUAGUGGGGAUGAGUGUGGUCGACCAGCCCCCCUCCUUAAUGCUCCGAGGCUCUGCAGCUGCAAAACACAGAAAUACAAGAUUACCUAAUAAAAUUAAGUAUUUGAGUCUGAAAUUACAAUAUUGGUUAGAGAUGUGUUGAUCUAUCUUUCGCAGCCACAACAAUUCAACUGUUUAUUUUUCCAUAACUGAAAAAGGGUUCGUGCUACCGAAGAGAUGGCAUUGUUUUUAAUAUAUGUUUGGUCUCAAAAAUUAACGUUAGUACUCUCUGUCAGUGGAGAACUUCAGAGGCAGCUACAGAGCUGCCAACUAUUCAAAAAACCUUGGAGUGAGAUUUUGUCGGGGGUGACCAAAAUUUCGCCGCGCACGCAGCCACACACGUUGAUGGCUCAAAUAUCGGGGAAUUGGAAUUAAUUUAGUUUGUACCCAUGUUGUGCAUUCUGGUGGUUUGUGGGGCCCAAUGUUGUUGAUAGGGGUGGCCUACUGGAGAUGGACAACAUUGGUUACAUUCUGUGAAGCAAAUACAUAGCUGAAGUUCCACCCCCAGGAAAUUUUGGUUUAAGAAGUUAUUUCCUGCAUUGUAGUGGAUUUUUGGGUGGUAUGCUAAAGAUGUGCAUACCUGAACUUAUUCUGAUUCAUGUUCAUCUGAUCAUGACUUGUAGGGCCUUCUUGACUUGAGCUGAACAUUCAACCAGAAAACUAUUGUUGUGCCUCAAUGACUGUCUAUGUACCACAAUAUAGCCUAAUUAAUAGACCUGUGUUUAAGAUUUUACCAAGGUAGGUUGAUUGACAUUUUGAUUACAAUGGUAUUCAACUAAUUCUUAACUGAAACCUAACCUUUAUUGUUAAUAAUUGUAUUCUUAAGAGCAGAAUAUUUAAAAUAAACAAUGCUAUGAUGUUUUGAGCAUGCAGUAUACCACGAGGUUAACAAGGUGCUCUCCCGCUAUUAGUAAACAAAUAAUUUCUUUCGAGAUUUAAAGUUUAAGAGAGUGAGUACUUAAUUGAACCACAUGUCAUGUCAUCAACUAUAUUGAUGACAUAUUUUAUAUGAUAUAAAUGAUCAAAUAUGCAUCCCAUACUUUGUAUUCCCCUUCUGUUGUCCUGGAGUUUUAAUUUUACCAAUUUUACCAAUCACACUAUUAAAUGCCCCCCUCUGCCCAUCCACUGCAGCCACACAAGCAGUCAUACAGAUAAAAGGAGAGGGGGGGGCGGGGCUAUGUAUUCUCCAUAUAGGCUUGAGUGGAGAGUACGUAAUUUACCCUCCAUACCCGUCAUUGAACGGAGCAAACAGCGGAGAAGUUAUUGAAGAUGGAUGACCUUAUAUUAAUAAUUUAAGUGGAGAAGUACAGUGAGUUGUAUGAUCCUCAGCACAAAAAUACAAACGUGGCGUGAAUGUGUGUGAAAACAUGCAAAAGCGUGUGUCACAUGGUAAACGCGUGAGAGUUGGCAGCUCUGCAGCUACUUGCUAGCAGCUAGCCAAUGCUAACCCGCAUACUGAGGUAAGGAGACAUUCCUGUUGCUGUGACUGGAUUUAAUGCUUUAUCCCCGGGAAUGAGCUCCAGCCAGAGCCGCUGCUGGGCUGAAGCUUCCGAGUCAGAUGUGUUUAUUGUGGGAUAUGUACUUGUCUUGUUCUGGACGUAUGAAGGUGACAGGUCCUGUCUCUGCGUUGCUGUUUGUACUCACUGCUGUGGUUUGUGGUGUGAAUACAGACACUGCAGCAACUCGAUAGUCUUCUGUUCUAUAAUAAUAAUAACAUCAUGGUUUAUAAUGUUAACACCCCUGCCCCAAAAACAACUGGAUGGAUUACAACUAAACUUGGAAAGAUGUGAUGCAGGUCAAAGAAGAAACCAUUACAUUUUGGUGCAGGGCUGGAUCCAGAUGUUCUGAUGUCUUUAACAAUUUGAGUCUAACAAGCAGUGGUAGAGCUGGGGGUGGCCAGGGGUGGCUGUGGCUAACUCACACUGAAUCUUGGCCACCCUAUUGGUCACUACAGGCAACAUGUCACUGGUUUUCCCCAUGCGGAACCUUCCUGCACUAGCACAGGCUCACUGCCGUACACUUAAGCAGGGUGCACAUCCUGUGCCUAGCAAGUCUAACCAGUGGUUACAGGUGAGCUAUUAUAUCAAAACAGAUUGCAUUUCGACACUUUUAGCGAAGUUUUGAACUUCUAGCACCGCUUCUAGUGCUACUUGAUAUUAUAGUUUACCUGUAACCAUACUGCUGCUGAUCACCAUAAGCUGAGCAAAACUAUGUGUUGGUGCUUGGGGUGUUGCUGCAGAAAACUCAAAAACAGAUAAUGCUAUCAAACGAUACUGUUUUAUCAAACCUUACGAAACGAAUUACAGGGGUGUAAUGUACUAAAAUAAAUAAAAUGAAAAACUACUGAGCACGGAAAAUAAAAGUGGUUUACAUCAAAAGUCAAA
Messenger RNA from Limanda limanda (common dab), 4552 nucleotides. It is a transcript of the gene stx1a, whose product is annotated as syntaxin 1A (brain). The transcript is spliced from 10 exons. Gene Ontology annotation, molecular function: SNAP receptor activity; SNARE binding. Lineage: Eukaryota; Metazoa; Chordata; Actinopteri; Pleuronectiformes; Pleuronectidae. Gene Ontology annotation, biological process: exocytosis; synaptic vesicle fusion to presynaptic active zone membrane; intracellular protein transport. The record is from RefSeq and is a predicted model, not a curated record. The coding region runs from base 341 to 1210 and encodes 289 amino acids. Gene Ontology annotation, cellular component: plasma membrane; synaptic vesicle; presynaptic active zone membrane.